Molecule: messenger RNA, 2709 nt
Organism: Rotaria socialis
Lineage: Eukaryota; Metazoa; Rotifera; Eurotatoria; Philodinida; Philodinidae
Source: the annotation of a GenBank genome assembly
AUGAGUACAGCACUAUCACAACGCAAACCAGAAAAACUUGAUAAAGGCAAAGAAAAGGGUAAAGCCGGUGGUAAAGGUCUUAAAGCAGCAUCACCUAUUCUCGAUGGACCCACUGAAUCUGAUACAAGUCGACCACUUGAUUCCGAAGAAAUUCAAGCAUUAGCUAUUCGUCUUGAUGAACUUGAAAAAUUACAUCAAGAGAAGAAAAUAAGUCAAGAAGAACAGCAACGACCAGUCAUUGUAAAAAAAACUAAAACUGGUCCACAAAAGCAACCAAUACAAGUAGCUAAAAUUGCACCACAACAACCCGUACAAGAGCAAUUGAUCAGUGCAGGAAUAAGAUUUGAUCCAGUAGGAAGUUUACUUCCAUACAGUAUUCUUGGUACAGUGAAUGAUUAUGUUGCUGAAUUAUCUGAUCUUGAAGCUGCUGAACUUUGUGCAACAUCUAGAGAUAAGCAAACUCCUGAGGAUAUUCCAGAAGUCGGUCAAUAUAAUAAAAAAAGAGUUGGUAGUCCUGAUGGUGGUGGGCGUUCAUUAGAAAAUUGGAAAUUUCGAAUGGACGAACGACGACAAGUGAUGAAAAAUAUGUCGAAGGGGUUAAAACGACCGCCAGCAACUUUGCUCAUGAAUCAAACCGAUCGUUGGCGAGAACGUAAAGAACUUAUGGAACUUAUGGAUGCAACAAUACCAUUGAUAGAAAACGGAAAAAACAGGCGUUUACAUAGUGAAUUUUGGACGCAACAGCAACUUAUUGGAAGCGAUGAUACAGGAAUACAUACAACACUGACUCGUACAGAAGUUGGUCUUCCUCCGCCGUUUGAAACUAUUGGAAAACCAACGGUUGGCAUGCUCGAAACGGGUAUCGAUUUAACGCAUAAAAAUACUCAAAGUUUAAGCAAACGAGAAUGGUUUCAAUCUGAAUAUUUGGAACAACGAGUUAAUCAAUUGAACCCAUACAUGCAAGAAAUCGUUCCACAUAAAGCGGAUUUAUCAUCAUUACAAAUCAUUGGUCACAAUACAUUGAGCCGUAAAAGUCAACAGAAGAUUGAUAUUGAAAUUCAUGUUUUUGAAAAAGCCAACGAACGAGAUAAACAAUAUGAAGAAGAAAUAACCGAUAAUAUUCAAUUAAAUGAUGAUGAUAAAGAAAAUGAAAAUUUCGGAGAUACAUUUAACGAUAUGCCCGAUAUCAUUAACGCACCUAUAAUGGGUCCGGCUUUAAAAAUUGAUACAUUCGUAUUUCAACAAAUGCCAAAUAUAAAUGAAAAUGAAGAACUUGAUUUUAUGUAUGAAAUUCGUGUUCAAUUCGAUAGUCAAGUUAACCAACGAGUAACACGUAUGGUUGAAAUAAAAAAUGUCGGAACAACAGUUUUCUACUACGAAUGGCAACUAAAACCAUAUACGAAACCAUUCGAUAUUGUCAAUUCAAAAACUCAACGUUUCUAUUUCGAUAAUCGUACAAGCUCAAUUUUGCCCAAUGAUACGCUCAAGCUUUCAUUUGUAUUUAAAUCAAACGAGUCCGGAAUAUUUACUGAACGUUGGCAAUUAUUAACGCGUCCUGUACUUUGCGGUGGACGACCUAUCAUAUUUACAUUGCGCGGAGUAACGAUCGAAGAAGAUAUUCAUCGAGAAACACGUGCCAAUAUUGAAAAAAUGCUUCUUCAUAAAGAAGCAGAAAGUAUUGUUCGAAAAAUUGUUUCCGGCAUUCUUGAUAAUGUUCGAACGCCGGAUCGAGCGCGGUCACCUGUCGGUUUCUAUAUGACCGAACAAGAACAAUUUCAACAGAAUAAUCCUGAUCUUUACUUUGAUUAUGAAAUCUUUGAGCAAAUUAAAAAAUUAUACGAACAGGUUGUACCGAAUUUUGAAGAAGAUAAAUGGAAUUUAUCCGUUGAAACAUUACGUUAUAAAAUUUUAUUAUUCGAUGAAGAUAAUCCAAAUAAACAAAUCUUUCUUGAACAACUCAAUCAAGCAGCUAAUCAAUUAACACUUCAACCAAUAGCACCAUCCGAACAAACAACUUACAUAGUUUGUUAUGAUAUUAUGAAUCAAUUUAUUGAUACAUUUGUUGAUGAAAUGAUAAAUGUCCAUCAGAAACUGCAAAUUCCGGAGCCUGCAAGUGAAUCGUAUCCCGAUAUUGACUUGUAUGGUUAUGAAUUUGAAUCAUGGAAAAAGUUUUUUGAAUACACAAAACAACAAGCGGAUGAAAAACGCGCUAAAAGUGCUGGUACUGGUGGUAAAGAUAAGAAAGCAGCAGCAGUUGGAAAAGUAGAACGAGGAAAAGAUGAUGAUAACAGUGAUAGUAGCUUCUCAUCGUCUCCGAAAAGAUCGCCCGCUCCAUCACAAGUUCCAUCGGCUGUUGGUAAACGCGCAGCAGCCAGUGGUACGGCUUCUCAAUUGACUAAACGCCCAUCGUUCGUCAGUCCAGCUAAACCAGAUAAAGAACAUUCUCAAUUAACACCACAACAAUUAGAUGAACGUUUCAAACUCUCUCAAGGAGCUUAUUUACCAAUCUAUACUCUACUAUGCCAUACAUUCGAUCGUUUAGAACAAGCACUCGAUGAUUUAUCAGAAAAAUCUCCCUCCAAUAAUGAAAGUACUCUUUAUUCACAAUUGGCAACAUCAAUACAAAAUCAAUCAUUGAAUAUUCUCGAUAUUCUUAAAGACGAAUUAACACGCAAUGUAACAACAGUCGAUGUAGACAAAUUUUACUAA